GCUUAAAUUCCACCAAUUGCCGAUGAAAUAAAUCCAAAAAACCGACGACACACAUACACGCACUCUCUCCCCGACUCUUCAUCGGGGAUUCGAAGAUGGCGAAAUUUGGUGAUACAUUUACUUGCGUCUCUGGUGAUCUGAGGCAGUAGAUAUCUACCGCGAGUAUUGUUAUCCCGUCACCGUCGCUCGGAUCUGGGGAACGCACAACGGAUUGGUGCUGAAGAACGAGAUCAGGACCCUUGCUGGUGGGAUAGAUGACCUCCAGUGGUCCGCCGAUGGGGUGAGGAUCGUUGCGCCCGAGCCUUCAUGUGAGUUAUCUCCCUCGGUUCUAUCGUUUCGCCGAAAAUUUUCAGACAAUGUUUGGUUUACCUUUGGUAUUCCAUUUAGGAUUUCUAUAGUCUUGUCGAUGACUUCAGUGAUUGCACGCUCCUCUCUUCCGACAGCAGACGGGUGGGAUAAACUGCUUGGUGUGUGAUUGUAUACUACUCCACCGUUUUCGACAUUUCUGGUUGAAAAGACUCUUGUGAUCUCGCCUGCUUUUUUUUUUUUUUUACCCUCAAUGAGAAAUCCAACCGCGCGCUUCCUUGUUUUUUUAACCUCCUCUGAGUGAUUUUUGGCUGUUCCCUUUUGAUUUUUUUUUUGGAAUUAGGGGGUAUAGACAAAUUUUUUUAAACUAGGUCCCGGCUCUCACGGUAAAAUCAUGAAGGGCAAUUCUGUCAUUACGUUCGACGCUGUUUGGCGCAGGGUGGGGGCACCGUGUAACGGAUCAUGGAAACGGUUGAGCGAUGAUUAUGUACCUCCACGUGGCCGAACGUUAUACGACGAGUUUUUCCCUCCAAAGUUCAUCGUUCAGCUCCAUUUUGCUUCCUUUAUAGACAGGCUUAAAGAAAGAAAGAAAGAAAAGAAAGCAACAAGAAAAUAAAGAAGAGAGGCAAGCUCCAAGUUCCAUUAAUGGUGGGCGCCAAGCUUUUCCUCUGCUCCCUCCCCCUUUACUUCAUUCUCUCCGUCGCUCUUCCUUCCCACUCCGUCCCCGACGCCGUGAAAACCCUUUGGGAUUCCGGCCUCACCGGAAUGUCCCUUGUGAUGCAAUAUGGCGGCGAACGAGUCACGCCAUCGUCGGAAUAUCCAUCCCUAACAGUUUUCGCUCCUUCAGACGCUGUUUUCGAGCGGUUUGGCCAGCCUUCUCUCGAUCAGAUUCACCUCCAUUACUCGCCGAUGCGUCUCUCACCGGAAACUCGUGGCUCGCUCUCAGCCGGCACGAAGAUCCCGACUCUGACGCCCAACCGAUCGUUAAUCGUCACAUCGUCCCCCUACGACGGAGUUCUCUCACUUAAUGGCGUCAAGAUAACAAGUGGAUCUCCCGAGUACGACGAUAGAUCGCUGGUGGUUUUCGAGGUAGACGGGUUUUUCGACUCGGAAUUCGAAAUUUCGGACCCGGAUCACGGAAAUCUCUCGUGCACGGCCCCGUUCAGCGGCAGAUUUUCCGAUCUGCGAGAGAAGCAGUCCUUCGUGAUAGCUGCCAAGGCAUUGAGGUCCAAAGGCUACGCUGCGAUGGCAUCGUUUCUGGAAACGCAGAUAGGCGAAGUCGCGGACGGAGCCUCGAUCACUGUGUUUGCUCCGAUAGACGAAUCUGUAAUCGAUUUAUCCUUCCGAUUCGGAGAACAGGCAUCCCUCUUCCUCAGCCACGUGUUGCCGUGCAAGAUUUCUUGGAGGGAACUCUCCGAUCUCGAAGAUGGGGCUGAGCUGCGGACUUACAUGGAGGGAUUCACGAUCAACGUGACCAGAUUCAACGGCGGCGUUAGGCUAAACGGAGUUCUGCUCGUGGAGAGAGAAGUUUUCUUGGGCGAGAGAGUAGUCGUUCAUGGGAUCGCUGGAGCUAUUGGUACUCUGGAAGUGAAGACGGAUGGGCUUGUGUCGUCUGGGAGCCAUACGAGAGUUCAUAGUGGAUUGGUUGAGUUUCUAGGUUUCUGGGUUCUGUUCGUUACAAGUCCGGUGUGCUUGCUUGUUCUUCGUCGAGGCAUGAGCUCUUUCUCAAAGACAGAAAUUCAUCGCAGUCAAAUGACAGAAUGUAAGAAUUUUCCAAGUGAAGCCCGAUGAGUUACCCACUGGGCCUGCGAACUCACCUGAUCCUGGAAUCCACACGUGUCAUCUUAUCCUCCAAUUAAACAUUGGUCAUUGCUGAUUAAACGAAGAAACACGGCUUCUCCUUCUGUAAACGGCGUCGUUCUGCUAUCUAGAUGCUUAUAAAACGA
Molecule: messenger RNA, 2252 nt
Organism: Tarenaya hassleriana
Lineage: Eukaryota; Viridiplantae; Streptophyta; Magnoliopsida; Brassicales; Cleomaceae
Product: putative fasciclin-like arabinogalactan protein 20
Exons: 2
Coding region: 952-2097 (381 amino acids)
Source: RefSeq, a predicted model, not a curated record